This is a messenger RNA of Pterocles gutturalis (yellow-throated sandgrouse), 1041 nucleotides long. RefSeq names its product tumor suppressing subtransferable candidate 4 (gene TSSC4). The transcript has a single exon. The coding region runs from base 1 to 1041 and encodes 346 amino acids. Lineage: Eukaryota; Metazoa; Chordata; Aves; Pterocliformes; Pteroclidae. The record is from RefSeq and is a predicted model, not a curated record.
AUGGGAGACCAGGAUGGAGGUGAACCCUUUCUGGGGACAGUGGCUGGUGGUGCCACAGACUAUGACGGGGCUCUGCCCUCAGACACAGUGUCGCUCAGCGAUUCUGAUUCUGAUGACAUGGGGUUAGCGGAUGAAGCGGAAGUUGAUACAAUAUCUCCUGAGGAGCCAUCUGUAGAUGAUGGGGAUUACAGAUCGGGGGGAACCCCUGAAUCUUCAAACAUCAGUCACAGAUCUCCUGUCCAGCCGUUCCAUCUGAGGGGCAUGAGUUCUACGUUCUCUCUUCGUAGCCAGAGCAUUUUUGAUUGCCUGGAAGAGGCAGCCAAGUUGUCUGUGCCCUCAAUGCCUGAGGAUAAUGUUGUUGAUGGGAGAUUUAAACGUCCAUUGCCUCCAGCCACAGUUUCAAGUAACACAGUUCCAGAAAGCCUGAGAAAGCAAGCCAAACCACUGCAGGCUCCCAAAACCUCUCCUGCAGUGCCUGACUAUGUGGCACACCCAGAGCGCUGGACCAAAUACAGCCUAGAUGGAGUUUCAGAGUCUACUGACAAGACUAACAGGGCGGUGGCCAUGGAAUUUCUAGAGGGUUUGAAGAAAAGAGGGGAGGAAAAAAGCUCAGCUAGUCAAGAUAGCUAUACCCCAUACUUCAACCAGGACCCUUCCAGCUGUGGAGCUGGGAGGAUUGUCUUCACCAAACCAAUAAAAAGGGGUGUUGAUGGACUGGAAAAGAAAACAUCAGCAGGGGAGGAUGAUAAGAAACAUAUGAAAACAGAUCUGAAAGGAAAACCUCUUAAGAAGACUGAUGAUUUGAGGGAGGAGGAUAAGGUAGAGCUGGGGCACUUAGAUAGUGGAAGUGGAAAGGCAACAGAGGAGGAGGAGUGCGUGGUGGUGGGGGACCUGAAUACAGAAGGUAGGCUGAGUGCAGGGUUUAGUGGUGCAGGUGAAGAGCCCUUGGUGGAAACAGUUGGAUUCCAUUGCAGUAAGAAGAAGAACAGGAAAAAUUUCCGACCUAAAGUAGAUGAUGAAGGGGAGGAGGAAGAGUCCUGA